AUAAAUUGAUAAUUUUUUUUCUCUCAACUAACAAACAAAACAAUUAAUGUUUUGAUGAUAACGAAAAUAUCUUUAAUAGAAUAUGAAAGUAUUCAUCAAUUUUGGUGAUAUUCGUUGUGUUGUACCGGUUGGUGAUGGCUCAUUAACCGUAUCCGAAGUAAUUUUAUUAGCAAUCGAGCGUUAUCGUAAAGCUAUCACAAAGCCAUCAUCUUCAUCAUCGACUACAAAUACUAAAAUCAUUGUACAUACAUUAAAAACAUGUCGCGAUGGAGCCAUUCUUGAUCCUGAUGAUCGACUAUACGAUGUGGCCGAUGAUCGUGAACAGUUGAUUGCUGUGUUUGAUGAAUAUCCACAACAUUCUUUAAAUCUAAAAAACAACAACGAAUCACCAUCAAGAUUGAGCUGUCAAGAUCAGCAUAAUGAUACGAAUUUAGUCGAAAAUAUGAUAAAAAUGGCUCCUUCCAUUCAAAAUCGACAAUCAUCAUUAUCAUCAUCAUUAUCGACGACAUCGAAUCCUAAAACAAGCUAUUUCCUAUCAAAUCAACAGCAACAAUUAUCUAGCCAAAAAACUAUUUAUGGUCAUAGCAUCAGCAAUAAACCACCGUUACCACCACAGCAUUACCAUAGUAACAGUAUGUCCGAUUCGUUACUAGGUAAUGAUCAGAUAUUAAUCAGACGACAACAAAAACAUCAAAAUGAGUCAUUAUUUUUACCUCAUAAUCGAUUAUCAUCUCUAUCAUCAUCAUUAUAUCAUCAGCAUUCAAGUUCAUUAAGUGACAAUAAACCACAAGAAGUUCAUUGUUCGACGAACAAUAGCAAAAUCACCGUUACGGAUUGUUGCCUAGAUGAAGCGGUGAUCAUGGCAACUGAUGAUGAUUCCGGCUCAAAUAUAUCUACAUCCGAUGAACCAUUAGAUGUAGAAAUAACUGUCGAUGAUUCAUCGAUCAAUACAUAUUCUGCAAAUAUUCCUGCCAUGUUACAUGUAAGACAUGGUAGUGAACCGAAUCUGAAUCGUAGUUUUGUCCAUAAUUCAAAUGAUAUUUCCAUGGACAGUAGUGAUCAUACUCAUCAUCAUCAUAGACGAAAUGCAUCAAACGUUAUGGUUGAUGAUGAUGACAAUGAUCAUAAUCAUAUGAAUGCCAUCAAAAUGAAUGAUCUCGAACAAUCUAACUAUCAUCAUCAUCAUCAUCAAUACAAAUCAACAAGUAAACGUUGGUCAACUGCCAUAGCUAUUGGUGAUAAAGCCGCAGCAACUUUAAUCAUGGGAUCACCAUCAAACAAAUCAACAAUCAAGCCAUCAUCUCAUCAUCAUCAUCAUAUGGUUUCGAAUUAUGAACACUCCGAUGAAGACAAGUCUUUCAGUCAUUCAAUCUCACCGCAAAGUACCAAAGAGGAGGGCUAUGCUAGUGAAGAACAAUCGGCAAAUUCUCAAUCUGAUCCGCCACCUCCAUCUCAUCAUCAUCAUGAGCAUAGUUCAUCUACUUCACCUUCCGGUUUGAAUAGUCCGACAAUGUUUCAACAGCAACAAUCAACUUUUGCUCGUGGAUCUGGCCGACUUUCAAUGUUGGCACAGAACAUGGAUCAAUGGGCUGAUGCAGCCGAUCGACAAUUAAUAAAAUUGCAGAGUAACUCACACGAUACCAGCAAUAAAAAUCAUCAACCAUCUGCAUCUACAUCUUCAUCUGCCAAUCACACUCAUUCUUCACAACAGUAUGCCAAACUUCUUCAGCCACAACAAUUAUGUGACAGUUCAUUAGGAUCAAUGGGAUCAAAUUCAUCGCAAGAGAAUGACCAUUUGACUAUAGGAGAUAAGCAACAAUCUAAUCGUAUGACUGUGAUAAUCGAUUUGACCAAACAAUCAGGACCAUUAGGAAUUCAUGUACUGCCUGACUCCAGUGAUGGUUCCAGUUCUCGUCUUAAACGUGGUCUUGAAAUUCAAAGUAUCGAACCGGGUAGCCGUAUUGAUCGUGAUGGUCGAUUAAAUGUGGGCGAUAUAAUCAUCGAAAUCGAUGGUCAUCCAUUCGCUGGAUUGGAAUUCGGACGAGCACAAGAACUUUUUAGAUCAUCAUUAUAUGCCAACAACCAAAUCCAGUUAUCAAUAAUCAAAUCCCAACUUUUCUGUGAUAAUUCAAAAAAUCAACAAACUGAGCAGCGACUUCAUCGACAAUUCGUCACUAAUAAUAAUGUUAGUGAUGAAUCUGAUUCUAAACAUUGUGACACUACAUUAAAAUCCGAAUCAAACAUGUUAUUAGUCGAAGGUGAAGAACGAUUCGGACCAAUGACCAAAUUAGCGACUGUAACAACAACAAAAAAACAUUCACCUCAAGCUGUAACAACAUUGAUCGGAUAUAAACCGGCGACAUCGGCUAUUGUCAUUGCAAAUACGAGAAGAAUCGGCAAAAAAUUUCAUAUUCAAUUGAAAAAAGGCGAUCAUGGUCUCGGAUUCACGAUCACUACCAGAGAUAAUCCGGCAGGUGGUCUUAGCCCAAUUUAUAUCAAAACUAUUUUGCCACGUGGUGCAGCUGUACAAGAUGGUCGCCUUAAGCCUGGCGAUCGAUUGUUAGAAGUAUGUGGCAUUGAAAUGACUGGAAAAUCACAAGAAGAAGCAGUCAAAAUUCUAAGGAAUCUUCCUUCUGAUUCGAUUGUUGAUCUAAUCGUUUCCAGGCAAGAGGUCGAAGUAUCCCCUAGUCCAUUGAUGCCCCGUCAAUUGCCACCCGAAGCAGCAGAUGAAUCGAAUUGUUCUUCCACUAAAAUGGAACGUGAAGUAAUGACGUUCCAAAUACCUCUAAAUGACACUGGUUCGGCUGGAUUAGGAAUUUCUGUCAAAGGUAAAACAUUGACUGCUGAUGGUCGACAACAAGAUUCCGGGAUAUUUAUCAAAUCAGUAUUGCAUGGUGGUGCAGCUUCAAAAGAUGGUCACCUAAAACAAGAUGAUCAAUUGAUUAAUAUCAAUGGCAUUCCAUUAUCCGGAAAAACCAAUAGCGAAGCUAUGGAAACAUUGACAAGAGCAACGAUAAAAUCGGCUCAUCAGAUUACAUUGACCAUUGCACGACGUGUUUGUCAUUCGCCAUCACAUCAGGUUUGUGAUUCUGGUGAUCAUUCAUCGUCCGAACAUUAUCCUCGACAUCAACACGAAUCAUCCAUUUUGAGCAAUGAUUCGUAUGAUAUGUCUUUCAUUCAUCCUAAUCAAACAUCGAUUGCUGAACAAUCUCGAAAUAGCAGCUAUUCCCAUGAGGAUAGUUUUCAAUCUUCAGCCGAGAAUACCGUCAUUUACAGUAAAAAACCUUUGAUUGAAACAGAUCGAUCCAUUCAACAAUCGACAGUUUCAAAUACACCUGCUUCUGCUCAACCACCGCUAUCAUUGAACGAUAGUCAAUUGUCAUUAAAUGAUUCAAAUGGUGGAGAACAAUCAUCUAUAUCAACAGACGACCGAUUCCGACGUGAUGGAUUCGGCCGGCAAAGUAUGUCGGAAAAACGUCAUGCCCAAUUAGAUGCCAAAACUACCGAUACAUAUCGAAGGAGUAAAAAGACCAAGGAACAUCCAGCUUCUAAUCAACAAGAUAAAUCGACCGAACAUGGAAAGAAUCAAGAUGAUCCAGUCAUCAAUAAAGAAAAUAUCGAUAUUCAAACUCCAAAAUCAAAUUUAACUGCAAACAAAAAAAUCAAAUCACCAAUUUCGAAGAAUCAAAUUCUUUUUUCUCCUGUUUGUUGUUGGAAAUGUCAAUCGCCUGGAUCAUGCCCAUGUCGCAGUAAAAGUGAAUUAUCACCGGCCGACGUUUACCAUAUGAAUGGAUCACAUUCAUUACAAAAUGCACGUGUAAUGUCCGAACAUCAGCAGCAGCUACUCUUACAACAAAAAGCCAAUAACAAUGGUGGGAUUAAUAUUGUUGGUGGAUCAACGUUGAGAAAAUCGUGCAGUUUGGAAUCAUUACAGAUAAUGAUGCAAGAUCUGCAAAAAGAACAAUUGCAAGAACAAGUUAGCGGCAGUAGUAAUGUUGCAGCUAAUUCUUCUGGUGGUGGUUAUAUGGGCCAUCAUCAUCAGACCACUGGUCCGAUUCGCAUGAGUAAAAAUUAUCCAAGUGAAAGCUUUCGCGCUGCAGUUGAUCGAUCUUAUGAUAUUAAAAAUUAUUUAAAUACGACAAAUAUUCAUUCAGUUUCAGAAGAAAAUGAUGCUGACGAUACUAUGAGCCGGCCAUCAACGUGUCCAUAUCGCGUUGGUGGUGGCCAUUCAAUGGCAAGCACCAAUUUCACAAUGGAAACCGCUACGACAACUCAAACAACGACGACAAAUACAGAUGAUCACGCUAAUCUUUUGAAAUCGACUACUAGUUCGGCGAAGAAAAAGAAAAAUUCGCUAUUCAAAAACCUUUUUCACUUUGGAUCGAAAAAAGGUCGAUCUAAAUCAAUGGAUCCUGGUAAAAAUUCAAUCAACAACAAUAAUAAUAGUCCAGAAUCAUCCACGAUUCAUUCGUCAUCACAAAGUGAAGAAAUGAAACACUUUAGCCCAGAUUAUCGACAUAAAUAUCAACAAGAGCAAGAACGAAUCAAUGCACAAUACCGAAAAUUAUUGGAAGAACAAAAACAACGACAACAACUUCAACAGCAACAACAGCGUCAAUCAGGUUUUGUUCGAAAUCAACUACAUCCGUUGCAUCAAUCAAUGCCUUUAUCGAAUUCAAAUCGUUCUAAAUCUGGUGUUUCACCACGUAACCAACAACAACCAACCACUAAAUCACCUCAAAUAUAUGAUGUUAUGAAUACUGUGGGCGUUCCUCAUGCUCAAAACAAAUCUAGUGAUAAUAGCACUGUUAAACCUACUACAAAUGCAUAUCUUCGAUCGCAUCAUCGAAUACAUCCGCAGGAUUGUUCGCCCAUGUUCAAUGAUGCUAAUCAUGCUCAAUCGACACCAGAAAACCCGAGACAUAUGAGAAUUAAUUCGCAAGAAUUCUACGUUCGUCAAUCAAUGGAUAGGCCUACUAGUCGUGUAACAGUUCCUGAAAAUAUCAACUACGGAACAUAUGGAAUGAUUAACAAUUCUAAUGCUCAACGUAUUUAUGGUACUGCUAAUAGAUUGUCUGUCGAUCCAGAAAGGAUUAUCUGUCAUCCUCAACAACAACAACAACAACAUCAUCAUUAUAGGCAAUUAUCAUUACGAAAUCCGCAACAUCAUCGGCAGAUUUCUUCACCGGCCGCAACGAUGACAACUGUCAAUCAGAAUUUUUACAAACAACAACAGCCAAGAGGAAAUCAUUACGUUUAUGAACAGCAACAACAACCGCAAUUACCGGUUCGUGAUCAACGAAGCUAUACAAUUAAUCCAAGGUCAUAUACGGCCAAUUCUUACGGUCAGCUUAUUAGUACUUCUAAAUCUCCAAACAUUGAAACAACAUACGGAAUUAUAGGCCAACAUCAUAACCAACAGCAACGCACAAUACCUUCCAAUAUAACAGGAUCAUCUAGGCUGCAGCAUGCACAGACACCACAUUCAAAUAUGAACGUUUUUCGACAACAGCAACCCAUUUAUCAUUCCAAUCAGGUACAAAUAUAUGGUACUGUUUAUAACAAUCAAACAAAAUCGAAUAACCAACCAUCACAACAACAACUUUAUGCAAUGUCAACUAAAUUAAAUUAUGCGCCAAUUAACGGUUUACCACCUUCCAAUUAAUCCACAGUAAGCCGAAUUCGCCUGGUUGGAUGAAAAGAAAUUCUCAUUUUUACUUUUGUCUACAUAAUAAAAAAUAAUUUUAAAAGACAAAUUUAAACAGGAAAAAUAUUUCAUUUUGUCCCUUGUU
Molecule: messenger RNA, 5792 nt
Organism: Dermatophagoides pteronyssinus (European house dust mite)
Lineage: Eukaryota; Metazoa; Arthropoda; Arachnida; Sarcoptiformes; Pyroglyphidae
Gene: baz
Product: par-3 family cell polarity regulator
Biological process (GO): establishment of centrosome localization; establishment of cell polarity; intracellular protein localization
Cellular component (GO): apical junction complex; apical plasma membrane; adherens junction
Molecular function (GO): phosphatidylinositol binding; protein binding
Source: RefSeq, a predicted model, not a curated record